Messenger RNA from Mycotypha africana, 2507 nucleotides. RefSeq lists its product as uncharacterized. The record is from RefSeq and is a predicted model, not a curated record. NCBI's taxonomy places the organism in Eukaryota, Fungi, Mucoromycota, Mucoromycetes, Mucorales, Mycotyphaceae. The transcript has 2 exons. The coding region runs from base 151 to 2382 and encodes 743 amino acids. Gene Ontology annotation, molecular function: 3'-5'-RNA exonuclease activity; RNA binding.
AAAGAAACUAUCGACGUCAAUUCGAGUGGCUUCAAAAAAUUUUAGCUUCUAUUUCUCCCUAUUCUUUAUUUUGCGACUCUUUUUAGUUUCUUUACUCUUCUUUGUUUAAAUAGAACAAACCCCCACCAAUUGAAUAAAAAAAAAACACAUAUGGAAGCAGCUGAUAAUAUCAAUCGCAAACGUAAAUUGGCGUCUCCCGAACCUGAACUCGAAAAUUCGGCAAAGAAGCCUUUGGUAUCUGAAGAAUCUGAGGAUGACGUUAAAGCAGACAUUAAACUAGAAGAUGCUCAAGCGAUCGAAACACCAACUGAAGUUCGCGAAGACAACGAACCGAACGCAUCAACCGAAGCACCAGCAGAAGAAGCCAAAACUGAAGAUGUCGCUGAGGAAAAACCUACUAUCGAUAAUGAAGAAACGACCCCAGCAACUUUAGAAAAAAGCGAUAAUUCAAAACAGCCCUUCACUUCUGUUGUACCCUUUGACAGAUUGAUUAUUCUUCAUCUUGAAGCCACCUGUGACGAAAAUCCAACCAAUCCAGCUGCAGUUCAAGUAACAAAGGAGAAUUCUGAAGUCAUUGAACUUUCAUUUGUUGUUGUUAAUGCACACACUAUGGAAGUCUUACAUAAACAGCAAAUAUUUGUCAAACCAGAGCGUACACCGCUUACAUCCUUCUGUAGCGAAAUUACCGGCAUUAAAUCUUCCAUGUUGGAAGAAGCCGGGAGUUUAAGUGAUGCCAUUAAUAAAUUGGAUGAAUACAUACAAAGGGAAAUUAUUGGAACGGAUGGUCAAAAUGAUAGUUUGGAUACGGAAGGGAACGGAACAUCAGCAACUGGAGAGAAUAAGGGUAGUAGUGGUGGAAGUAGUGGCGGAAGGAAGAGUUUCUGCUUUGUGACUCAUGGCGGGUGGGCAUUGCGUAUCCAGUUACCAAGGGAAGCAAGGGAUAAAGGUUUGGCAUUACCCAAUUAUUUGGCCUAUUGUCGUAUGUUUGAUUUGAAGCAAGAAAUUCAGCGUUGGCAAGUACAUCAUCCUGAGUUCAGUUUCAAAUCUACUUCUGUGCGGGAUUUAUGUGAAUUAUUUGGAUUGGAGCGUGUCAAAGAUCAUACGGUGGGGUUGAAUCAUGCAUUAACAAAUGUCGAAAUUAUGCGUUACUUGUUGAAGUUUCGACAUGAGGAUGUGUUUGUGUAUCCCAUUGAUACUGAGGCCGAUUUGAAACAGUUCAAGAAGGAAGAGUCCAAAGUGAUUCAUUUAGCGGGUUUGCCCUUUGAAGUGACUCAAGGUGAAUUAGAAGCGUGGUUCUCUUCUAAUGGAUUACGUCCUAUGACAAUGUGGAUGCUGCAGUUGACUGACAAUGCCAAGCCAAGUAUUUCAGGUUUUGUCGUCUUUGCACAUCAUCAAGAUGCUAUGCGUGCAUUAGUAUUGAACGGACGCUGUCUAGGCGAUCGUCCGAUUGAAGUGUGUCCUAGUUCAGCUCGCGUGAUUGAAAAGGCUGGCAACAUGCUGGUAGCCUUUCCUGUUCAAGCCAAGACAAGGCAGCUCCGUCCAGGAGAUUGGAUGUGCUUCAACUGUAAUUUCCACAAUUUUGCUUCAAGACUCUAUUGCUUCAAAUGUAAUACCGAGAACCCUAAUCCUGGACCGACAGCUGGUCAUGUCCCCUAUAGUCAGCCUUUCACACCAGGUGAUUGGAUGUGUCCUCAAUGUAACUACCACAAUUAUUCAUCUCGUAUUCAUUGUAAAAAGUGCUCUGGACCCAGACCACCUCAGGUGCCUCCCGUAAACAGACAUAAAAAGUUAAUCAAUACACCCGGUGGCGGUACGAAAAGAUACCCUCCAGCUCCUCAUCAACAAGCACCUCCUCCUGGACAAUCUUUAACAGCAUCAGGUCCAUACCAAUCAGCUCCUCCUCCUCAUCAUCAGCCAUCCCCUUACCAACAGCAGCCACCUUCUUACCAGCCCUCUUCAUCCUAUCAACCUUCUACUAGCUAUCAGCAACCGCCUGGCUAUGGUGCACCUGGUGGCGUUCCUCCUCAUCAUCAAUCCUCCCCUUAUCAGCAGCAAUCACCUUCUUACCAACCUUCGUCCUCUUAUCAACCUUCUACAGGCUAUCAACCCUCCGGUUACGGAGCGCCCAGUGGUGCACCUCCCAGUGCUGGACCGUCCGGUUAUCAUGGAGGUUACGGUGCUGGAGGCAGUCAUCAUCACAUUACUUUCAGACCUGGUGAUUGGUACUGUCCUAACGCCAAUUGUGGUUUCCAGAAUUUUGCUUCUCGUAGUGUAUGCUUCCGUUGUCAUACACCUAAUCCUAACCAACAACAACAGCCACCUCAUCACCAAAGUCAUCAUUUUCCUGGGCAGGGACAACACCAGCCUUAUACACCUAUGUAAAGAAAAAAAAAUUAAGUCUAUAAUAUAAUAAAAGAAUAAAGGUAGCUAUCAUUGAGGUUUUUACGAUGGAUGAAGAGUUUAUAUGCCUUUAAUUACUUUUUUUUUUUUUUUUUUUUUUUUUUUUU